AUGAACCCGGCAGUCAUGAAUCGUUGGAGGAGAGAAAGAGCAAAGGAAAGAGCGCCUAUGUACAAGGUGCCAGUCACUGCGGAUGGACCAGACGCCAAUGACGAUGAUGCAGACUCUGAAUAUCGUCCAAUAAGAAGAUGGCGAUCACAGAGGAGCGAAUAUCGUAUAUCAGAAAGGUACGAGAGACGAAGCCAGAGUCAGAAGCAGCAGAGGAUGUUGAUUCGGGUGGUCGACUGUCCACCUAUGCCAGCCUAUACCCAAUCUUAUCACCCUCUGGACCAAUGCUCCGAUCAGAUUGGACUUCUAGAACGAGUAACUACCUGGCCCGAAUCAAAAAAUUAUGGAGAUUUACUAAAUUUCAAGCUUGUUGUAAGGUCGCUCAGCGAGCACCCAGAAUAUUCUGCGUUAUCUUACGCAUGGGGAGAGGAAACCUCGAUAGGUUACAUAUUAAUUAACGGCAGCCUAGUUGAGGCGCGAGCGAAUCUAGUAACCUCCUUGGAAGAUAUUCGCCCAAUGACUGCCUAUUUGUGGGUUGACACCUUAUGUAUCAGUCAAGAUGAUGUCAAUGAGCGGAACCACCAAGUAAUGCAAAUGGGCAGUGAUUAUAAACAGGCAAGUGAAGCUAUAGUGUGGUUAGGGGGUGAGGCUGAUCGCAUGUUUGGGCAUGAUGUAGAGACUGAGAUGCCCGGCAUUGGGCUCUGUUUCAACAAAAAGUUGGCUUCAUUGCAAAAAGGUCCAAUGGAGAAACCAUUCGGAGCAGGUGUUACCGCUGAGAUUGAUAGGCUUCUUGCCGGCGCAGAAAUUUAUUCACUUGCAUUGAGUUGGGAUAGAAAGCUUAAGAUAAAAGUUAUCGAAGCUAUCCUAGAGAGUGCACCCGCAAAACUUGACCAACUCCGAGAGACUGGCAAUCAAAGAUGUCCUUUCAAAGUAUUGCUAGAAAUGUUCUCGAGAUCCGAAUGCCAAGUCCAAGCCGAUAAAAUAUAUGGUCUUCUAGGAAUAGUUAUUAAGUGCUAUACCCGGGCGCGAUUUUCAGAAUCGUCGCCACUCGACAUCAUCAGGCUCAGUCACAGUUUAAAGCUUGCAUUAGAUGGUUCUAUUCCAGCGCUUGUAAUGGCUUUGAAGUGGCGCGACACAAACCCCGAAGGACCAGGCAAACAUGACCUCUCCCAAAAAUUGAAAGCAGACUCACCGGAAAUCAAAAGGGCAUGGAAGAAACUUUCAAGCAAAUUCCGAGAUAUGGAUCUCGGUGGCAAGAAAAGCUCAGAGCGCUUCGACGACAAAGUGCACGAAUUAAAUCUUUUCAUAUCUAGCACAGGAGAAUUUGGCAUUGCCUCAGUUAGAGUCCAAGAGGUCGAUUUCAUCUGUCGUCUCAAAGACACUGAAAUCUCACUGAUCAUUCGUCAAAAAGGCGAUCAUUACCCACUUGUCAGUGUAGUAGUCGUUUCAUCCUCUGUAAGCGAUGUAAUGGAAUUUGGAGGACUCACCAAAAGUAAGAAGGACGAUACCCUCGAUCUCCCACUUGAUUCAUUGACACUACAGGCACUGACAUGCCCGAUUGAGCCCGAUGAAGCAGAUUUAUACUGGGACUGGCUUACGAUGGAAGAUGCGAUCCACAAAUUGGUGACGAAUGAUACGACAAAGAAAGAUUCCUCCCAGCAUUUCUGGUUCAAACCCAUUGUUAUUCAGUGA
Botrytis porri is the source of this 1689-nucleotide messenger RNA. RefSeq lists its product as uncharacterized. The coding region runs from base 1 to 1689 and encodes 562 amino acids. NCBI's taxonomy places the organism in Eukaryota, Fungi, Ascomycota, Leotiomycetes, Helotiales, Sclerotiniaceae. The record is from RefSeq and is a predicted model, not a curated record. The transcript has 5 exons.